Molecule: messenger RNA, 1067 nt
Organism: Rhododendron vialii
Lineage: Eukaryota; Viridiplantae; Streptophyta; Magnoliopsida; Ericales; Ericaceae
Exons: 8
Coding region: 183-728 (181 amino acids)
Biological process (GO): P450-containing electron transport chain
Cellular component (GO): mitochondrion
Molecular function (GO): 2 iron, 2 sulfur cluster binding
Source: RefSeq, a predicted model, not a curated record
UUGCAUGCGAGAGGCACGGGGUUCGAUCCCCCGCAUCUCCAACCAAGCCUCCGUCUUUUACGUUUUUUUCGCGGGUUUUUAUUGUGGCUCCAUAUUUUAUGGCGGCUUCGAACAACAUAGAAAAUUGCCCAGAAAAGUCCCUCCUGCAGUUGAUCUAAACAGGUUCUCGUAAAGCAACGAUUAUGUUUGUCACUAAAAUUUCGCGUCUUGGAGCUCAUUUGAUCAAGGGUUUAACGACAGGUCAUACAUCUACUCCGAAAGCACCACAUGCACGUCUUUUGCACUAUCGCCCUUGGCAGCAUCUGAAUCACCAAUAUUUUUCUAGCACGGCUGCCGGUAAAGCUCAGGAGGGAGGGGAUGAAGAGGAGGAAAAAAUAUCAGUGACAUUUGUUGACAAAGAUGGAGAGGAGACGCAUAUUAAGGUUCCAGUUGGGAUGUCUAUGUUGGAAGCUGCGCAUGAAAAUGACAUAGAACUUGAAGGAGCAUGCGAAGGAUCACUUGCCUGUUCCACUUGUCAUGUGAUUUUGAUGGACAUGGAGUACUACAAUAAACUAGACGAUCCAACUGAUGAGGAGAACGACAUGUUAGAUCUUGCUUUCGGUCUUACAGAGACGUCUCGUCUAGGUUGCCAAGUGAUUGCUACACCUGAACUUGAUGGGCUCCGCUUAGCACUUCCUUCUGCAACUAGAAAUUUUGCUGUUGAUGGAUUCAAGCCAAAACCACAUUAAGUUCUAUCAUUCACAAACUCUCAGGAAAUGCCUUCAGAGUGCUGGCGAUGCGGCUAUCCCAUUUUUAUAACAUCUCAUUUGGAUGAUAGGUCAUUGACCCAGUGACCUUAUAACCAUGUUUGUAACAUCGGUAUUGAUAGCAUUAUCGUUCACUUGCGUUUAUUCAUAGAAUCUUGUAUUUUCGUAGGUUUUAACUGCAUAAAAGGUGAGCAGCUUGUUUGCUGACAUUUGCUUAGAAGGCCAUUUGUUGCACUUUCUGCUAUUUUCUGCUGUUAGACCAGAGAUUGUAUUCAAAUGUUACGGCAUAAGUUUCAGGGGAAUAUUCAUUGAGUUUUGCUA